GGGGAGAACUGGGGGGAGAGCUGGACAGAUGGAGGAUGGCACCCAACACCUGGGACACUGCAUGGUUGACAUGAAGGAGCUCAGCGCCAACCCUGAAGGACUGACCGCUGCCGGUGUUAUUCUAACACCCAAGCUGCCUCAAGUGGAGUUCAGCCUUGCAUGUAGUGAUCUGGUGGCCUCAGGCAGAGACAGGAAGCCCAAUGCUUUGGUCCAGGUGGCUGUCAUAGACCCCCACAAGCAGCACCUCGUCUCUCACGUGUGCACAGAGAUAGUGGAGGCGAACAAAGACCCGCUGUUUCUGACGGGGGUGACCUUCCCUUCAGAGUAUCCUGCUAGCACAGAGACACUAGUCAAGCUAACUGUGUAUGAUGCAAAGGACAAGAGCCAGGAAUCAAGCAGCUUCCUGGGCAGUGCCACAUUUUCAGUAGGCGACCUGCUUAGGGCUAAAGAUGAACGACUGACCUUGAGUCUGAGGUCAUCUGAUGGUGUGUGCACGGCAGGAACAGUGGUGGUGAGUCGUCUGAAGAUGGGAGAGAUGGAGGAGGUCGACGUAGACCACAUCACCACUGACAUACCAUCACAGAAGUGUCCCUUGGUUUGUGAGUCUGCGUCCCAUGCCUGCAUUGACAGAGAAAAUAACCCGCUGACAGGGCCAGUGUUCAAGAACCCAGUAUGCAAAGUGUACAGAUUUCAGACAACAGACAGCAAGUGGAUGCUUGUGCGGGAGCAAAUGGAGGAGUGCACUUUGUCCUUUAGCAUCCCCAAACAGCUGCUCUCACUGUACAUUCAGGAGGACAUGAGGAGGGUGCAGGAUCUGAGAGAGUUGGGGGAGCUUUCUCCUCACUGGGACAACUUAAGAAAGGAGGUGAUGACACGAUACGGAGGAAUCAUCAGCUCCUACCAGGAGACUUUGGCUGAACUGGACAAGAUUACUGGUCGUUCAUUCAAGCCAAGCUGCUGCAAAGCCCAGAAAUCUCUGGAGUUCAUCCCAAUAAACCUGCACACCCAGAGGAUGAGGGUGACGUGCCCGAGAAAAACAGAUGCAUUCUAUGACAUUGUCACUGUCGGUGCUCCUGCUGCCCACUUCCAGGGCUUCAAGUGUAGUGGUGGUCUGCAGCGUCUCCUUAGCAGAUAUGAAGCAGAGAAAAAAAGCUUCAGCACUGCCUACCAGUGUAUCUACUACUCCCCAGAGCACACAGCCAAAGCUCAGGAGGUACUCAGCACCAUGAGCCUCCUCCAGCCCCUCAUCACAAGCUUAGCGGACCAGCUCCUCCAGGCUGCCCAGGAGCACUCUUCCCCUGGACUGAGGGAUGCACUCAAGAACCUCUCUGACAAGACAGAACAAUUUGUUCACACACUUAAGGAUGAAUUGGUCAAGAGUGCACUGCUAGCACUGCAUGCAGCGAGGCCUGGGUACAUUUCCAAGAACCAGAAGCAAAACCCGAUGCAGGGAGGCCAACAUCAAGGCCACAUCCACCAAGGCAGUGAUCAGAAUCAGAGCCCAGUCCAGGGGCUUCCAGGCCACAGUCCGGCCACAUCGGUCACUGAGAGCACGGUGAUGUGUAAUAACGUAGAGGGAUCACAAGCUAGAGGAGAUGGUGGGGCUUUGCCACCGAAGCACCAAGACUCCAUACCGCACCACAAAGAGUACGACGAGGAGGAAUGGGACAGAGUAUGGGCCAACGUAGCCAAAUGUCUCAACUGUGUAAUUGCCAUGGUGGAUAAACUCCAGGAAGAAGACAACAGCAAGCCGGAGCAAGUCCCCGAGCAGCAGCUAGCAGAUGUCAUCACUUCACACAACCCUGGCGACUGGGGGGAGCAGCUCUGCCCUGUGGUGACCAGGUUAAAGGAGUGCGUGAUGGAGGUGGUGGAGAAGGCUAAGAGAGCCAUGACCUUUGUGCUCCUGCAGGAGGCAGCCUGCAGCAUUCCACAGGGCUUCCUCCUCCAACAGAGGAGAGACGUGGUCUUCAGUCAGGCACUGGCAGCCUUAGCCUGUGGUUUCGUUAUGAGGCUGUAUGCAGGAAUGCAGGACAAAGGUUUCCUCAGGCAGCUUCACCUUGUUGGCUUGGUGGCCCAGUUUGAGAGCCUACUCAGCACCUAUAGUGAAGAGAUUGGGAUGCUGGAGGACAUGGAGGUUGGAAUCACAGACCUGCAGAGAGUCGUGUUCAAGAUUACAGAGGCCAAGACAGAUGACCUCAGUGACCUCCAGCCCUUAGUGUGUGGCCGACGAGACCACUUCAUUGUAGAAGUGCCAUUACCACGACUGGUUUUCCAGACCUUGCCAGAGGAGAUCAAGGAAGGCAAGCCUCUACGAGUAUUCCCGGUGCUGUUUAACGUGGGCAUCAAUGAACAGCAAACUAUAGCAGAGAGGUUUGGAGAUAUUUCCCUGCAAGAGAGAAUAAACCAGAAGAACUUUGAGAAGUUAGAAGCCUAUUACAAAUCAUUAAAUGAAAAGGUGCCACUAGAAUGUCUACCAUGUUUUCAGACACAGACUGACAUAAAGGAAUUACUUGAAACCCUGGGCCAGAAUGUAGUCACAAAGAAGAGGAAGAAUGUGGAGAUAUUAUGGAUUGCUGGAACGAUUUGUCGAAGGUUGAAUGGCAUCAGGUUCACCAGCUGUAAAAGUGCCAAAGACCGGACAUCCAUGUCUGUCACAUUAGAGCAGUGUGCCCUCCUUCGUGAUGAACACCAGCUCAGCAAGGAUUUCUUCAUCCGUGCUCUGGACUGUAUGCGGAGAGAAGGAUGUCGGAUUGAGAACGUUGAAAAGAAUAUUAGAUGCAGGAAAUAUGCCUUCAACAUGUUGCAGCUGAUGGCCUUUCCCAAGUGCUACCGACCACCAGAGGGGACUUACGGAAAAGUUGACUCUUGAGGAAGUAAGCCAUGUACUGUAAAACCAGUCAUUCUUUAUUGUCCAAGUACUAAAUAUGACAGUAAAUAAUAGUGAAAUUAUUGUAAAACAAUUUAUUGUUCUUAAUAACCAACCUUGCUGGAUGUUUUUUUUUUAUUGAUGUUUGCUUAGUUUUUGUUUGCACUGGUAUGUGAGGGUGGUUGUGUGUUCACCGAACCUCACACUGGAUUUGCCAAACAUGUGUCACUUGUAAAAAAUAAAGCACUUUCCGUUUUUGUCUUGUAUAUUUUCAUGGCCUAAGCAGUGAUAAAUAAUACAACUGUGUGGCAAAUCAUAGUUGAUCUCUGUGUGUCUGUACAGUAUAUUAAUGACCUCAAGCAGUACAACAUGCAUGCCUGCAUGAGGAAUUUCCCUCCUGCAGAAAUUUCAAAUUUUUUUUAAAGGGAUUUGUCAGUGUGAUAAAAUAAUCUUAACUCAGGUCAGUUAAGUAGUUUAUACUGACCUAUUUCAGAGUUUAUGUUAAGUUUAGACUGUUCCUAGGAUGAUUUAUUGUAUAAACAUGGCUCUUUAAACAGUGAAUUGGAAACAAAUUGUUUAUCCCAUGUCUCAUUCUGUGUUUGGAUACACUGAACUCCACAUUAUGAAAGUGAAAACUUAAUUGGUGGUCUGCUUAACAGGAACUCAUGCACAACUCGUUUUUGAGCAAUGGAUCUAUGUAUUUUACUGAUGUCACAUAUUGGGGCCAAACUUAACCUAUUUUGUUUUUGGUGGUUAGAGACAUUGUAAUUUCAUCCUUGUACACCCAAAUGUAUGGGACAUAUACUGUAAGUAGCAUAUUUUAAAUUACAUGUUAAAUCCCAUUGCCUUUUUUACAACUCAGCCCCAAUGGUUGCACUUGAGCUACAUAUUUUUAUAUCUCAAGGUACAGCCCAGUGAAACCAAAUGAAGUACAGCUGGAAAUUAGAACAGGAUGCAGAUAAUGUACCAUCAUUUCUGAGAGCUAUAUAACAAAGUAUGUAAAUCCACUAUUUAUUUUUGUAUUCUAAAAUGAUUUUAUAUUCUAAGUGUUCAUUCCUUGGACUUCAAUGCAUGUUUAAAAUGUAUAUGCUGUUAAAUAAUGGACAUUUCUUUUUUUCUAU
Thunnus maccoyii (southern bluefin tuna) is the source of this 3987-nucleotide messenger RNA. RefSeq names its product inositol polyphosphate-4-phosphatase type II B (gene inpp4b). NCBI's taxonomy places the organism in Eukaryota, Metazoa, Chordata, Actinopteri, Scombriformes, Scombridae. Bases 29 to 2869 code for a protein of 946 amino acids. Gene Ontology annotation, molecular function: phosphatidylinositol-3,4-bisphosphate 4-phosphatase activity. The transcript has 22 exons. Gene Ontology annotation, cellular component: cytoplasm. The record is from RefSeq and is a predicted model, not a curated record.